Molecule: messenger RNA, 1353 nt
Organism: Abrus precatorius (Indian licorice)
Lineage: Eukaryota; Viridiplantae; Streptophyta; Magnoliopsida; Fabales; Fabaceae
Product: cytochrome P450 724B1
Exons: 9
Coding region: 10-1353 (447 amino acids)
Biological process (GO): sterol metabolic process
Molecular function (GO): heme binding; monooxygenase activity; iron ion binding
Source: RefSeq, a predicted model, not a curated record
CAUGGAAUCAUGGGGUGGCCCUUUCUGGGGGAGACUCUUGGUUUCCUCAAGUCACAUACAUCAAACUCAUUGGGAAGCUUCUUACAAGAACAUUGUUCUAGGUAUGGCAAAGUUUUCAAGUCGCAUCUGUUUGGUUCUCCCACCAUAGUGUCCUGUGACUUUGAGCUCAACUUGUUGAUUCUUCAGAAUGAAGGGAAAUUAUUCCCUGUUGAUUACCCCAAUGUGAUGCAUAAAAUCCUGGGAAAGUUCUCUUUGCUUAUUGUUAAAGGGGGCCUUCACAGGAAGCUAAGAAGCACCGUUGUUAGUUUCGUGAGUGCAACAAAGUACGAAUCCAACUUUCUUCACUGUGUGGAAAUGCUUGCACUCUCAAGGAUUAACUCAUGGGAUCGAACCAGUAAACAAGUUGCUUUCUAUAAAGAAGCUAAAAUGUUUACGAUCAAUGUUAUGAUGAAGCACCUACUGAACAUUAAUCCUGAUGAGCCCCUAGCUUCGAAGAUUUUAGAAAACUUUGAGAACUACGUCAAGGGCUUCGUUUCAUUGCCACUAAAUAUACCAGGGACUGCAUUUUACAAGGCUUUGAAGGCUAGAAUAAGACUCUCGUCUAUUAUCAAAGGUAUUAUAUUGGAGAGGCGUAAAGGUAACGAUGUGGGGCCUGUGGAAGGAGGGGACCUAUUGAAUUUGAUUUUGUCAAAGAAGAACCUGAGUGAUGAAGAGAUGGUGAGCAUUGUGUUGGACCUCUUGUUUGGGGGUUAUGAGACAACAGCAAAACUUCUGUCCAUGAUUGUCUAUUUCCUUAGUGGAGCCUCUAAUGCUUUAGAAAGUUUAAAGGAAGAACACCAAGAUAUAAGGAAAAGAAAAAAGGAGGGAGAACUCCUGAACUGGGAAGACUACAAGCAAAUGGAGUUCACUCAAAAUGUGAUAAAUGAAGGUAUGAGAUGUGGUAAUGUAGUCAAAUUUGUGCACAGGAAAGCUGUUCAAGAUGUCAAAUUCAAAGAUUUUGUGAUACCCGCAGGGUGGAAGGUUCUUCCUGUCUUGUCUUCUGGACAUUUGGAUCCCACCCAUUUUGAAAAUCCUAUGGAGUUCAAUCCCUUUCGGUGGAAUGUUUUUUGUCUCUAUUUGCAGGACAAUUCGACAAGCAAGAAAGCACUACCAUUUGGUGGGGGUCCACGACUCUGUCCAGGGGCUGAUCUAGCUAAAGUGGAGAUAGCAUUCUUCCUUCAUCAUCUUGUCCUUAAUUAUAGGUGGAAAAUCAGGCCUAAUGACCCACCACUUGCUUUCCCGUACGUGGAGUUCACCGGAGGGCUGCUAUUGGACCUUGAGCCCACGGGCAUUACUUUUGGGGAACACCCUUGA